Sebastes umbrosus (honeycomb rockfish) is the source of this 626-nucleotide messenger RNA. It is a transcript of the gene efcab10, whose product is annotated as EF-hand calcium-binding domain-containing protein 10. Bases 48 to 452 code for a protein of 134 amino acids. The transcript is spliced from 4 exons. The record is from RefSeq and is a predicted model, not a curated record. Lineage: Eukaryota; Metazoa; Chordata; Actinopteri; Perciformes; Sebastidae.
UGUUGGGUAUCAUAGCAACGAGUCUAAACAGAAGUGAGGUGGUAAAGAUGGCGACGCAGAAAGAACAAGACGCUGCUGAUUAUCUGAAGAAACACAAGAUCAUCGAGCUGAUGGACAACCUGACCAGCAUGCUGUUCUUCUACAGACCCGAUAAUCCCAGAGAGUUUCUUGUUGAGCAGCUGAAAAAGCUGAAGAUUUCUCAACAGAGUGGUUUGAAUGGGCCGAAUCUGUUCAACGACUCCAACCUGGAUGCAAUCUAUGGGAUCCUGGACCCUACUAAUCAAAAAUACAUCACUUUUGCCCAAUACAAGGAGGCUCUGACUACACUGGGCAUAAAAGACAUCAAUGAAUGUCCCGAAGGUGUAAAUGAAGACAGAAUAUCCCAUAAAACCUUCAAAACAGAAGCGUCUCAAGGCCUGCAGAGAUGCUCAGCAACAUAUGAACAAGAGUGAACUUAAGUUUGUUGAUUUCCAUUCAGCUAUUAUUUAUUCCAUGACAUAAUGUUGAUAUGCAUUUGGAUGUUGUCAUUGGGACUGGGCCUUACAGUAUGUGGAGCUGUGUUUUGUAAAAUUAGCACAUUUUAUAUAAUUAUUGUUAUUAAACUUCUAUGUUAAUAUGUAAUCUGA